AUUAAUUAUUGAUAAAUGUAAUAGGAAAAAGUAAUCUCAAAAGAUUGGCUUAGAAUUGAUCCUUUUGAUUCUCCAAUUUUAAAAAAUGCACCAAAACAUCAACCUGAAAAAUUUAGCCAAUAUAAGGAUUUAAAGGAUGAAUAAGAUAAUGUGAUAGGAUUUCUAGUGGAUGACUAAUAGUAUUUUUUUAAUGAAGAUGGAGGAUGGAUAGAUUAUAAUGGUUGUUAUUAUGAUAAAGAAGGGCAACCAGCUGGAUGGUUUGUUUUGCACCCUGGCGAUGUUGUUCAUGAACAUUUCUACGAUCAAGAUGGUUUUUAUGUACCUAGUGAUGAUGAAAAUGGCGAUUUAGAUAAUGUUAAGGCGGAGAAAGUGAAAUCAUAACAAAAUGUAGCAACCUGAAUAACAAUUAAAUUGAUUUUCACAAAUAUAGGAAGCAUAAAUAAUAUAUUA
This is a messenger RNA of Paramecium tetraurelia, 450 nucleotides long. RefSeq lists its product as uncharacterized. The record is from RefSeq and is a predicted model, not a curated record. Lineage: Eukaryota; Ciliophora; Oligohymenophorea; Peniculida; Parameciidae. The transcript has 2 exons.